Messenger RNA from Pelmatolapia mariae (spotted tilapia), 934 nucleotides. It is a transcript of the gene cenpp, whose product is annotated as centromere protein P. The record is from RefSeq and is a predicted model, not a curated record. Gene Ontology annotation, cellular component: nucleus; chromosome, centromeric region. Gene Ontology annotation, biological process: CENP-A containing chromatin assembly. Lineage: Eukaryota; Metazoa; Chordata; Actinopteri; Cichliformes; Cichlidae. The coding region runs from base 31 to 918 and encodes 295 amino acids. The transcript has 9 exons.
UCCAUCUGCGAAGAAACGGAAAACAAACAGAUGGAGAAGAUGAGUGAUGAGAACACCAAGGAGGUGAUGGUGCUUGAGUCUGAGAUCGAGCGUCUUCAAGCUGAAGUUGAAGCGCUGCAGCACCAACAACAGGAAAACAAUAAGGACAUAACGUUCCACUACAGCGGACAAAUGGAAAAUGCUCUAGCGUUCAUGUGCGGACAGAGACAAGAAGGAGGGAAGGAGAUGGUGAUGUUCAGACUCAAAGAAGAGGUGGAGGAGCUGGAGGAGGAUGUGAAACUGCAGACAGAAAUUAAUGGCAUCACUUUGAACAGCUGCACCACAAAGACUCUACAAAACAGUGGCAGAAAGCUGGUUCAGCAGCUCUCUUUGUCGGGUAACUGCUCUGAACUGGUCUUCCAGGUCGAGUUUCAGCUUUCCGAGAUCAAGGACAGUGAGAGAUCAAAGAGGACCGUCGGCGAUCUGAACGUGGUGCUCGAUUCAAGUGACCUGCAAAACUUCAGCAGCUUCUUGUCAAGGGUAGAGGAGAGCAGGGAUCUUCUGCUAUUCUUCAGGACCUUAAGAACUUUUUCAGACAGAUGUGAUGACCGAAGCAGAACUUUCCAACAAUUCAAAGAUAAAUAUCCAUCUGUCAUCGCUCUCCCUGGAGGCCCUAGGUCAGAGGUCAUGACCCUGAACCACCCCAAGCUUCCUGGCUGUAUGUUAUUCAUUCAUUGGUCAGUUGAGGUUUCCAGAGAGGGCGUCGUUACACCGAAGAUCAACCUGCUCACAAAGAUCCCAGAGAAAGCUCUCCAGCUGUUCCCUUCUCAGGCUGUAGGCGGUGCUGCUGAGGCCUUUGAGAGCCUGCUGAGGAUUCUGGGACCUGAAGCUGCCCUGGAAUCCAUCAUCCAAGCAGUCAGCCUUUCAGAGGAAACUUAAAACAGAAACACCUCCA